AUGGUCAACCCGAGCUUCAGGAUGCCCGAUCUCCCAAAGUAUGACGGAACCAGAGACCUACAGGAACACCUGGCUGCUUUUGAUAUGGUAAUGAACCUUUACGGGAAAGCUCAGGAAUGGUUCACGAGUUUGCAUCCUGGGAGUAUAGAAUCGCACAAGCAACUUGUGCAGAAUUUCACAUUUCAUUUCGCGAGUAAGAGGAAGCAAAAGCGAUCCGCGACACAUCUCUUCACUAUACGACAGAGAGAGAAUGAAUCAUUGAAGAGUUUUAUGGGGCGCUUCAACAAUGAGACGUUAGAGGUACAAGACCUCCGUAUCGACAUGAUGAUCAGCAUUCUUAUUCAUGGAUUGAAAAAAGGAGUCUUCGCAUCCGCUUUAGCUCGAGACCCUCCAAUAGACGUGGAGCAGCUCAUGGCGAUGGCACAAAAGUACAUCGAUGAAGAAGAAAUGAACGCCAUGAAAGAUGAAGAGUGGAGGUAUAACACGGAUCGAGGUCGAGAUCAGGAUCAAAAGGGUAGAGAAAAGGAACCACGAGCAAGAAUCGAGAGAACUCGAGAACCCCUAUAUCAACCCAAGUACAGCCAAUACACACUGUUGAGCAUGACCAGAGCAAGAGCGCUAAUGAUGGUGGAGAAAGACGAUGUACUGCAGUGGCCCAAGCACACAAGGCUCACACCAGCGAAGAAACACUCAAAUAAAUAUUGUCGUUUCCAUCGGGAGAAGGGGCAUGACACGGAAGAGUGCUAUCAGCUCAAAGAUGAGAUCGAACGUCUGGUGCGACAGGGUUACUUUAGAGGUAAGUUGCAGCAUUUAGACAUGAAAGAUGGUCGUCGUAGCCGAUCGAGAUAG
Sesamum indicum (sesame) is the source of this 849-nucleotide messenger RNA. RefSeq lists its product as uncharacterized. Lineage: Eukaryota; Viridiplantae; Streptophyta; Magnoliopsida; Lamiales; Pedaliaceae. The record is from RefSeq and is a predicted model, not a curated record.